AUGCCAUGCCAAGCAUCUCUAUACCCACAGCAUGCCCUGACCACCCAGGAUACAAGCCGUGUUGUCAAGCAUUUUGUCGACUCGACCAGCAACAGCGACAUUCUCGUCUACGACGACACCGAACGGGUCUCCUACAUGAGCAGCAGCACCAAGAAGGUUCGAGAGAAUCUCUACAAGUCAUGGGGCAUGGGCGGAACUACUGAUUGGGCUGUUGAUUUGCAGACAUAUCACGACGUUCCCAAGCCCGCGAAGAGCUGGGCCCUGUUCAAGGAAACUGUCAGCCAAGGGAAGAAUCCCAAGGAAGAUUUCACUCAAACCGGCAACUGGACAGACUAUUACUGCACAGACCCUUUCGUCAGUCGCUCAAAGGAGUACACCAUACUCGAGCGGUGGAGAGGGCUGCAAGCUGAUGAUGCAUGGAAAGAUGUCAUCAGAAUCUACAGGGACACGGACAAAGACGGUGGCCUCAAAUUCUCAGAUUCGGUUGCCCAGACUCUCAAUACUGGAAAUGGUGUGGACUGCGGAUCGAAAUCGGGGCGGGGCUGCAGCAACCCAAGCACCUGCUUAAAUGGAAUGGACGCGGAAGAUUCCGGACCUGCUGCAGAGAUGAUCUGGGAUUCGUUUGUCUAUCUCCAUGAGUUGUUUGUGGCCUUUGAUCGUACGCUGUUUCAGGCAGCGACUAUCAUCAGCUUCUCCCUCGACGACUUUGGGAACAAGUUUGCUCCAAUCCCUGAGGAGGAGGACAACACAUGGCUUCUGGUUCUAAUCGAUCUUGUCACUAUCGGAACCGCCACCGCUGCUGGGCCCUUUUUCAACUCGUUCCUCAAGAGGCUCCCAUACUUUGCCGCCAACGCCGCACGACAAUAUCAAGGAUACAACCAUGACGCUGAUUGGCCAGAUCCUAAAUGGACACCGGAGAAGCAGGCCUCAUUUAACAGUUAUAUGGGCCAGACAAUCAAAUAUUGGUCCGAGGCCAACGUUAAGUCACUACGCUGGCUUUUCGACGGUUCAGAUAAGGCAAUUGAUGCACUAUGGAACCUCAUCUCUGACGGGAAGCUGCUCGGGACCACCUUGGGUAGUGGGGAAAGCUUCCAAGAGCAGGAAGAGGAUCUCCAAGCCAACAUUGAGAAGUCCUUCUACGGGCUCAACAUCCCUACCCUCUGGCGACUUUCCAAGACGUAUGCUUUUGUUCUCGACUCAGGUUACAACUGCAACGAGGAAUACCCUGUCAAAGACUAUCUCGACGAGGACACCAUGGACGCCACCAGCGUGUGCUACGAAGGGAGACGUUACUAUUUGGUCUAUCCCAAGGGUGACUCUGAAGAAUGCUCUUGUUCCUACAUCCAUACCCACUGUGAGAGGACUUGUAAGAACAACAAGUUCAGUGCGCCGCCCGGCCUGGGCUCGUUGGACGGCACUUUGUUUGGAGGCAUCACAAAAGAGGACCUGAUCAAAGGAUCCGUCCGCACUUACAACAAGAAUGGGAAAAAGAACGUCGAGACCGACUGGGACCCUAGCAGCGAUGACAGUACCUUCCGGGACCUUAUUGAUGUCGACAUCACGACCCCAGGCCUCGUGCGUCUCCCUGUAUGUAGCCCUGAGCGCGCAUUUCAAUCAUGGGAUACGACCUCCAAGGGCUCCAGCCCCUCCUACCCGUGCGACAUGCCCCCUGGCAAGAACGAGUGCGGAGAUUCAACCUUUGUGAACGAGACGAGCGACAAGUCUCCAUUGGUGAAGGAUUGCGAGUCCAUCAUCAAGAACAUUGAAGGAGACGGCGGCACCAAGUGGACGACGCAAGUCGUGGGCAAGAACCAGCGCAAGAUUGCGGCUGCCGGCACCUGUACGUUUGGAGUCGAAGCUACCAAGGUUGAUGGAAACGUGAAUUUUGCGUUUGGCGGACAGGACCUCAUCGACAUCAUCAACACGUCCGUUGAGAAGUAUAGCAAGGAUGGCAAGAUCGGUGCUACGGGUGAUUUGCACUGCAGCGGCAAUGUGAAGCAACAGCCUGUUCACUGGGCCAUCUAUCAUACCUGA
Molecule: messenger RNA, 2034 nt
Organism: Fusarium vanettenii 77-13-4
Lineage: Eukaryota; Fungi; Ascomycota; Sordariomycetes; Hypocreales; Nectriaceae
Exons: 4
Coding region: 1-2034 (677 amino acids)
Source: RefSeq, a predicted model, not a curated record